UCUUUUGUUUUUAAUGAAACUAAGUGGUGUAUCCUCGUAAAUUAAAGAAUGAGUAAUUCGUAAACUACGCAAUGGAUUUAUCAUCUUUUUAAUACUGAUGAUGAUCUUUUAAUCUCCGGCAUACAAACUACUUGACAUGUUUUGUGUAAUUUACAUUUAAGACAUAAAGCCUCUAUUACUGUCAUUCCUCUGUGUAUAUUACAGUUGUUCGCCGUUGCCUGGGGUCAUUUUCUCUACACCGUCGAGAAGUGUCGGCUGCAGAAUUAUUCAACUUUCAUUGGAUCAGUGUAUUCAUUAACACCAUGUGCGUGCUACAAAUUUUAAUUGGACUUUUGUCGCACACCAUAUAGAAACGGAGGAUAGAGGAAAAUCAAGUUUUUUUCAAGUUGUCUUCCCCCUUUCUUUCAUGUUGUGUUGGUAACCAGCGACAUGUUUCUUCUUAUUUUUGCCAGUGUCUUCCGCAUUUGCGUGCUAGUUAUAAGAUAAUUAAUUGGCUGUUAACGAUACAGUGAAAAAAAAAAUGAAUCGAAACGUCCUUCGUUCCGUUGUAGGCACUAUCUGUGGGUGACGGCUCCGUUCUCACGGUAACAGCAACCGGGCUCUGAGGACGGACCCUGCAAAGCUUCUAACUCUAUGUGAUACAUAUUACAAAUAAACUUAAACAGAAAAAACUUCAGAUGGAUUACAGCGUGGAGAAUAAAAGAGGAAAUUUCAUAGCGCUUUGAUCAGUUGCUUUUGAUUGGCCAACAUGGCCACUAGACUUCUAAUGUGUUGGGAAAACUUUUCACCCAUUGUUUGGAUUUUUAUUGUGCUCUUUGACAUAUCCUUCUGCUUUCCAUCAAAUAAUGCAGGGCAACAACAGCCUACCUUAACUGAUCAUACCAUGUGCCGUCAACCUCUUGGAAUGACCUAUGAUCUUAAUGCAACCAUGGUCAAUUUCACACUAACUGCUACAGAGGGCAAUGCAUCCGAUGCACGACUAUAUGGUCCGGAGACCUGGGCAGCCGCCCAGAUUGGUGACCACACAUAUAUUCAAGUCAACAUGGCUGAUCCAGUCAUGGUCACGGGGAUGUUCAUCCAAGGUGACCCCGAGACCAACCAGUGGGUGUCGUCAUUCCACGUGACAUACAGUGUUGAUUGUAUAACCUUUUAUCCAGUGUUUGACAGCGGUAUAAAUCAGAAUUUUGCCGGGAACCUGGAUCCUUAUUCAGUAGCUGUGAUAGAGUUUCCUAACAUUUUUAUCGCCAGAUGCAUGCGAGUAAUCCCAACCGAGCGUCAUCGGAAUGCGUCAGCUCUCAGAAUGGAAGUCAUCGGAUGCCUGGGCAAUACAUGCAGUGGCACACAUCCGGUAGACUGGAACGUCGACCCCGUAAAAGACAAUAUGGAGGUCAGAUUCCCCUCCGAGAAGAUUAUCACGGCGCUAACCAUCCAGCCCAAUUUCCCCGCAGAUAGCAAGUUUGCGGUGUCCUUCAGUCGAUCCUGCGCGGAUUAUCUCAACAUUCAAGAUAAUGGCGUCACUCGGGAGUUUACGUCCAUCAGUAACGAUGCCAUUUUCAUUGAUCUGUCUCAAAAGCCUCUUCGUGCUUCGUGCUUACGUAUCACAGCUCUGAACGCAGACAUUCGUGACGUCACUGACAUUGACGUGCAAGUCAAUGGAUGUGGGUUUUACGAAUACGAGGCCCCUCUUGAAAGUUGUGGAAGGAAUCGUUAUCAGAGUGUUCGAAGAGAAAAACGUGUUAUUGGGGGGUACCAUGCCUCACCAGGAGAGUGGCCCUGGCUUGUGUCCCUCCACUUCACACCUUAUAACUUAUUCACGAAUCGCUCUCGCCUCCCUCAUCUCUGCGGCGCCACCCUGAUACACCCCCAGUGGGUGCUAUCAGCUGCACAUUGUUUCAGUGAAGAGGUGGGUGAGGGACUAUCCUCGGCGCGGAAUUGGAAGGCCGUGGUAGGGGAACACAAUCAGCUUGGAAUAGAUGGCACUGAGCAAGUCCUAAAUGUGGUCAGCAUUCACAAACACCGCCAGUUCUUUAUUCAAGCAGAUUACCCGAUUCUUCAGGACAUCGCCCUGGUGAAGUUGGAGAGGCCCGCAGUGUUAUCCGACUAUGUCAACGUCAUAUGUCUGGAUGCAGACAACUCGUUCCCGCCCGGCACACCGUGCGUAGCCGCGGGCUGGGGGCAAAACAAGCUUGACGCAGCUAUUAGAGUUGGGACUGGUGUCAAGCUUCCGCUACAUGCUGAAAUACCCAUAAUUCCUCCGCAGGAUUGCGAUGACCGCUACAGACGACUGCCAGCCGACCACUUUGCAAAGGCCGCAGUAUCGAUACAAGAUUCCGUUCUCUGUGCCGCCACAGCACAGGGCGGAAAGGACUCUUGCUGGGGAGACUCAGGUGGGCCACUCGUGUGUCGCCGGGGUGACCAUUGGACGCAAGUAGGAAUUGUGUCGAUUGGUUUAAAUUGUGGUGACGUCAACUUUCCGGGAAUUUACAGCAAGGUUUCCUACUACAUCGAUUGGAUCACCAAAACUAUUCGAGAGUUCUCGGACAACAACAUUCUUCCAACAUGGCUGGUCGACCAUCGGAAUCACAUGCCAUGAUUAAUGAGCAAGAAACAUAGAACUCAAUUAUACUCGAAAAGUUCAUGAAUGACACACCUCGUAACUAAGGUCUUUAAAGCCAUUUGAUAUCGAGUUUUAUACAAAUAAUUCCUAAAUACUUCUUUUUUUCAUGAUUAAAAUCACAUUCUGUGACAAAUGCGAAGUUUUUUUCUGUUUCCCUUAAUUCUUCAUGAAAAAGAGACGUGUUCGAAUGAGACGUAAAAAAGAAUAAGAAGUGUUCGAUUGAGCAGCAAACAUUGACUGCAGAUUUUACGGAAGACACAAAAGGAUCGUGAAUUCCUGGUAAAUGUGCUUCGUUUGUGCGGCCCAAGUAUGGAGGAUCUCUUUAAUAUACUAUUUUCUAUUAUGACAUGAAUUUAUAUGCUUAAAUUAUGUACACAAAAUGGCGUGUUCUACCUCUGUUGUUUAGUUGGUGUUUAUUCCCUUUGAUUAUUAUUUUUUCCUUUGUCUCAUUUUAGUACCGAUCAGAGAGACGUGUGCUACAUUCAGGCACAGAGUCGAGGCUUGAACAUUUCAAUGUGAUUUUAUUUUUUUACCUCUCAAAUGUGCCUCUAGUCUGUUUCAUGUGACUUAUAAACUCGUUAUGUAAAUAUAUUGAAUUAAAUUAUUGUAUCUGUCAUUAAA
Molecule: messenger RNA, 3238 nt
Organism: Ostrea edulis (European flat oyster)
Lineage: Eukaryota; Metazoa; Mollusca; Bivalvia; Ostreida; Ostreidae
Exons: 12
Coding region: 749-2593 (614 amino acids)
Biological process (GO): proteolysis
Molecular function (GO): serine-type endopeptidase activity
Source: RefSeq, a predicted model, not a curated record